AGAACUGAGCAACUCCCCCCAUGGCAUCCUGACUCGCGUUUUGCCAAGCUGCGCAUGAAGCUUGGAGAGUUCCAAGAUGGUUUGUCUCGGAAUUUGCAGUAUUCCCUACGCAACACCGACACUCAUAUCAUGUAUAAGAACACCCUGGCAUCGUACACCGUGAUGCAUGUGGUCUACUUUUUAUCUGUGAUUGUGCUGCACCGGGCCUAUAUCCCUUUCCUUCCGGUGCGAUGCACUGAGCCAGUGGGACCGUUGGAUGAACCGUUGUUCUCGUCCGAAAAAUCGGGUACUCCUGACGGUUUCUGGAGAGAGAGUGCUCGCGAGCUGUUCAAGGCUGCUCGUCAGAUGAUCGAUCUUGUUGUGACGUGCCAGGAGCGCGGAGUACUCGUCGAGAAUCCAUUGAUGGGAUUUGCCGUCUACAACGCAGCCUUUAUCGGCGUCUACGCAGCACACUUUCAGCACAUGGACCAGGAUGGUCUUCUGUGUGUCAAGAUGGGCUCCCCCGGGGAUGGCCAGCAGGGUCAGGUGCAGGCUCGCAAGGCCCUCGACAUUCUCCGGGAGAUGCGACCCCGUCUGAAGAUGGCUCGGGGGUGGUUCCGCACGCUGAACCGGCUGCAUAGCUACUUUUCCAAGGUUCGAAGGGACUUUCGCCGACACUCGCGUCUUAUGUCGGACCCGCUGGACCCGCAUGCCAACGGCAUCCAGCCCGUUCGCGAGGGCGGCAAUGGGGGUGGUCUUGAGGAGUUUAAGAUGCUGGAAAAGCUGUUCCUCGACUUUGGCAGUAUCGAGGAUCGACUACCGGAGCACGGCGAAGAGGACGGAGUGGCCGCGGUCAGCGACCGGGUGACCAACCUCAGUGAUGCCGGUAGUAACGCAGUUCGAAGCGAGACGGGAGAUAUGGCAGAGCCGCUGGACGGUGCUGGAGGGCGACGAGAAUCAUGGGUGCCCAUCAACAGCCCUGGGAUGCCGCUGCCCGUGCCGGAGGGUGAACGUCGGCCUAGUCUACCGCUGCCUCCUAGUCGAGUUUUGCAGUCGCAGUCUCCGUACUCGCUGCCCUCGCUGCAGCAUCACCCCGAUGGGCUGUUCAAUGCGUCACCUCCUAGCCUGCCAGCGCUGGGGCCACCGUUCGGGGCGCCUUCAGCGACGCCUACAUCUGCGGGACCUGGUUCGUCCCAAUAUGUGGCGGCGCCACCGUCGAAUCGCCUGCAGCCGUUGAACUCGUGGCUCACGCCGCGACAGCAGCCGCCUCCGUAUUCGCAGUCACUCCCUCCGAUCAACGCGACCGCACACAGUCUGCCGUUAUUACCACCACCCGGGACCGUCACCCAGCAGGCGGCGUCCCCACCAGUCACGUUGGACGGGGUGGAUAGCCUCCCGCAGAACGGGAUGUGGUCGACCAGCCUGGGCGGAGACGACGUAUUGGCAUUUCUAGAAGGAUGCGAAUGCGAUCAAUGGUCGGGGAUGGUGCCAUCGGAGGUGGGUAUCCCAGCGGGCUGGUUGAGCGCGGUGUGGGGGGAGUUUUCGCGGUGAUCCGGCAGAGCUCUGCCAGUGAUGAAGUUUCCUUAUUCUGUAUUAUUAUUGUAUGUCUCAUGCUGUAUGAAUACGCCUGUUUGGGCAGGACUUUGACGAUCAACACGAGACACAAAAACGAGGGUUUGUUCUGGGAGAGGACAUGGGCCGGAUAUGAAAUGGGCAGGUAAUCAAAACCGCGGGGCCUGGAUGAUUAUUGGAGGCGUUGUGGGAUUUUCCGAUUGAUUUCCGAGCGAGGCGGGAUGUUUGAUAGCG
Aspergillus wentii DTO 134E9 is the source of this 1785-nucleotide messenger RNA. RefSeq lists its product as uncharacterized. The transcript has a single exon. Gene Ontology annotation, cellular component: nucleus. Lineage: Eukaryota; Fungi; Ascomycota; Eurotiomycetes; Eurotiales; Aspergillaceae. The coding region runs from base 130 to 1530 and encodes 466 amino acids. The record is from RefSeq and is a predicted model, not a curated record.